CAUUGCCGCCUGCUGCGCUGGAUGUGACACAAAAACAGGUGACAGUAAACCGUGAAUGAAAAGACUGAGCGAGGACGAGGGUGUAAUAAAACUUUAGCGGGAUUAUGCGUGGUUAGAAGUGGGGUGAAGAAGAAGAAAUCUCGGGCAGGGUUAAUAGAGAAAAUAUGUCCAGAAGAUGGCAACAUCUGCGCCCGGAGCACAGCAGCGAAGAAGAAGAAGAGUGACGGUGACUGCUAACCUUGUUUACAUCCGCUGACAGCGAGAAGACUUCGGUGCAAUGCGAUCUCGCCUGCGCUGGGUGCUGUGGGAUGUGAAGGACACCCUGCUGAAGGUGCGUGCGUCUGUGGGAGAGCAGUACUGCAAGGAGGCUGAAAGACUGGGCUUGAACGUCAGUCCUGCGGAGGUCGAAGCUGCUUUCCACCAUGCGUAUCGACAUUACUCCAGCAGAUACCCAAACUAUGGCAUCGCACAGGGCAUGGAUGGACGGUCUUGGUGGAUGGGGGUGGUGAAGAACACUUUCUCCCGGUGCAGAGUACAGGACCCAGCCGUGCUGAAUACGAUGGCUCACAACCUUUAUCAUAACUUCUGCAAUGCAGAGAACUGGGAGGUAUUUCCAGACUCACACAAGGCCCUGGAGAGUUGUUCCUCUCUAGGACUGAAGCUGGGUGUGGUGUCAAACUUUGAUAGCCGCCUGGAAGAGAUUUUACGUGCUUGUGGCCUGCUGUCUCACUUCAGCUUUUUGAUAACGUCAGAGGAAGCAGGUAUAGCAAAGCCGAGUCCAGCCAUCUUUGAUCAGGCACUGCAGAAAUGUGGCGUACCAGCUGCUACUGUAGCUCACAUCGGGGACCACUACGUGAAAGAUUACCUCACCUCUCGAUCCGUGGGCAUCCACGGGUUCCUAUUAGACAGACACAACAAACAUAAACAAUGGGACAUUCCUCAAGAGCAUCGGCUCAGCUCCCUGGAGGAGCUGCCGUCACAGCUUCAGCAGCACAUGGACUAAUGCCAAACAGUCAUGAGCUCAAGUGCAAAGCUACUCAGCUACUUAGGUCUGUGGUUCAGCUAAGGAAGUAACUUCUGUGAUGUAGCCAAGUCUACAGAAUAAAAUAAAUAAAUAAAUUCUGAGCAAUAAAAAUCAAAAAACAAAAAAUAUAUAUCUCAGUAAGGUGUCAGGCCACCCUCUCUGGAACGGUUUAGCGGUCUUUGAGAGCAUCGUCACAUGAUGGUUUGACGUCGGGUGAAGACUAUAGCAUAUGAUUCACAUCAUUCAAACAUUUAGUGACGCUCUUGUGCUACAUGUUGUGUUGGAAGAAAACAGACCACUUCCAUCAGGAUAGAAAUGUUUUAACCACCUGCUUCUGAAGACGAUACAUGAAUCAGAACCAUCCCAUUAAAAUGCCUAUUCUAUAAAAGCGUUUGUCCCCUCAUUCAUUCAGGAUCUUACUUUUUAUUGAGGGGAGGGAGAUAUGCAACAAAGCUCAGCCAGACUUUCCCAGAACCUUCUUUUAAUUUGUCACCCAUCUGUGCACGUCUAACCUUCCAUAACUGACAGCUGGUGCAGUUAAAGAGGGGGACACUGUGGCUGCAUUCCUGUCCACUUUUUCCUUUUAAAAAGGUCUUAAAUGAUUCAGUUUUUUGUGUGUGUUAGAUGUGCAGAGGUGACCCCGCAACAUACAGAUUCACCAUUAUUCAUUCAGAUCCUUGCUUGAGAUCAUUAAGUUUCCUGUGUUUACACUGUUUGCUUGUCAUCAUUAAUGGCUUAAAGGCAGCACGGAAGAUAUUAAACCAACAACUUUAAGUAUACGUUAAAGUCACUCUUAAAACAGUCCACAUGUUCAGACAGGUUUUGGCUGCUGUAAUUGUUUCUCCUGUGAGUACUGGCCCUGGAAACAUCCCUUCUUGAUAUGAUUGUAAUUUAAAGAACAUUUAUAAUAUAUUCAGCAAACAAACACGGUCCAGGUGAAACACAAAGAAAGAGUUUUAUACUCAGGCUGAAAGUUUGGACAGUACCAACGUGAUUUGUCUAUUUUUUUACAAAGAGUAAGGACUGUGGAUUUUGUCUCCAACACAUUGUAAUCGCAUUAGAUAGUGAUAAUAUCAAAGCCUUAAAUAACUCUUGUGAUGUUCAUACUGUAUGGGCAUGUGAAUAUUAGGAGAUAUUAGAAGAUACUAAAAAAUGUGAGUCUAUCCUUCAAGUCAGAUGGAUGAAGGUGAGACAGAAAGGAUCGAACCAUGUAAAUCAUCGACUUAUGAACAUGAAUUUGAACAUCGUG
This is a messenger RNA of Larimichthys crocea (large yellow croaker), 2273 nucleotides long. RefSeq names its product haloacid dehalogenase-like hydrolase domain containing 3 (gene hdhd3). The coding region runs from base 278 to 1003 and encodes 241 amino acids. NCBI's taxonomy places the organism in Eukaryota, Metazoa, Chordata, Actinopteri, Sciaenidae. Gene Ontology annotation, cellular component: nucleus. The record is from RefSeq and is a predicted model, not a curated record. The transcript has 3 exons.